Messenger RNA from Vitis vinifera (wine grape), 1946 nucleotides. RefSeq names its product inositol-3-phosphate synthase. Gene Ontology annotation, cellular component: cytoplasm. Gene Ontology annotation, molecular function: inositol-3-phosphate synthase activity. NCBI's taxonomy places the organism in Eukaryota, Viridiplantae, Streptophyta, Magnoliopsida, Vitales, Vitaceae. Gene Ontology annotation, biological process: inositol biosynthetic process; phospholipid biosynthetic process. The transcript is spliced from 10 exons. The record is from RefSeq and is a predicted model, not a curated record. The coding region runs from base 170 to 1702 and encodes 510 amino acids.
ACAUUUUUAUUUAUAUAUACGAUGGCUUGUGGCCGAGUGAAGGAGCACACAACCAGCAACGUCUAGAGCGCCAGAGGGAGAGAAGAAGCUUUCUCUUCUUGUUUUUCUCUCUCACUUUCCAGGAAAUUUAUUGUUUGGUUCACAUUUUUUCCCGGAGAAGAGAAAAAAAAUGUUCAUCGAAAGCUUUAAGGUUGAGAGUCCUAAUGUCAAGUACACAGAGAAUGAGAUUCAUUCCGUGUACGACUAUGAGACCACCGAGCUUGUUCAUGAGAACAGGAAUGGCACCUACCAAUGGGUUGUCAAGCCCAAGACCGUCAAAUAUGAAUUCAGGACCGAUGCCCAUGUCCCCAAGCUAGGGGUUAUGCUUGUGGGUUGGGGAGGAAACAACGGCUCAUCUCUCACUGGUGGUGUAAUUGCCAAUCGGGAGGGAAUUUCAUGGGCAACCAAGGACAAGGUGCAACCAGCCAAUUACUUUGGCUCGCUGACUCAGGCAUCGACCAUCCGAGUUGGGUCCUACAAUGGAGAGGAGAUUUACGCUCCAUUCAAGAGCCUCCUCCCUAUGGUGAACCCAGAUGACAUUGUUUUUGGGGGAUGGGACAUCAGUGACAUGAACCUGGCAGAUGCAAUGGCCAGGGCUAAGGUCCUGGACAUUGAUCUGCAGAAGCAGCUGAGGCCCUACAUGGAGUCCAUGGUCCCACUCCCUGGAAUCUAUGACCCUGAUUUCAUUGCUGCCAACCAAUGCUCUCGUGCCAACAACGUCAUCAAAGGCACCAAGAAAGAGCAGGUCCAGCAGAUCAUUAAAGAUAUUAGGGAGUUUAAGGAGGCAACCAAGGUGGAUAAGGUGGUGGUGCUGUGGACUGCCAACACAGAGCGAUACAGUAAUUUGAUUGUGGGACUGAAUGACACCAUAGAAAAUCUCUUGGCUUCUCUGGAUAGGAAUGAGCCUGAGAUCUCUCCUUCCACCUUGUAUGCUCUGGCUUGUGUCAUGGAAAAUGUUCCCUUUAUCAAUGGAAGCCCACAGAACACUUUUGUUCCAGGGCUGAUUGAUUUGGCUAUUAAGAGGAAUAGUUUGAUUGGUGGGGAUGAUUUUAAGAGUGGUCAAACCAAGAUGAAAUCUGUAUUGGUGGAUUUCCUUGUUGGGGCAGGCAUCAAGCCAACAUCCAUUGUGAGCUAUAACCAUCUGGGAAACAACGAUGGCAUGAAUCUGUCUGCUCCUCAAACCUUCCGCUCCAAGGAGAUCUCCAAGAGCAAUGUUGUCGACGACAUGGUUGCCAGCAACGCUAUCCUGUAUGAGCCUGGGGAGCACCCUGACCAUGUGGUGGUCAUCAAGUAUGUGCCAUAUGUUGGAGAUAGCAAGAGAGCCAUGGAUGAGUACACUUCUGAGAUAUUCAUGGGUGGGAAGAGCACCAUUGUGCUGCACAACACCUGCGAGGACUCACUCUUAGCUGCUCCCAUCAUCUUGGAUUUGGUCCUUCUUGCUGAGCUCAGCACCCGCAUCCAGCUCAAAGCUGAAGGAGAGGACAAGUUUCAUUCCUUCCACCCAGUUGCCACCAUCCUCAGUUACCUCACCAAGGCCCCUCUGGUUCCACCAGGCACUCCAGUGGUGAAUGCACUGGCGAAGCAGCGGGCAAUGCUCGAGAACAUACUAAGGGCUUGUGUUGGAUUGGCUCCCGAGAACAACAUGAUUUUGGAAUACAAGUGAACCAGACCUCAAGACUGCUCUCCAGAAAAUAAUCCCUCCUCUUCUAUAAGAACUUGUGUUGAUGUUUUCAAACAUGUAAUGUGUGAGAAAAUCUAGUAGCCGGUGUUCCUGUUCAGUCUCAGUCUCUUCUUUAUCCCUUUUUUUUUUCCACAGUGGUGCUCACAUGUGUAUUCCGUGGGCUUUAGCUCAUUGGGCAACCAUCUCUUUUUUCUAGUAAAGAUACGUAAAAGAAUUUGUGCGUUUA